ACUUUCGCCCGCUAGCUGUCACGUUUUGCUGGCGGUUACGUUGGCAGAACUGACCACUGAGGACGUGACGUCACUGUUAGCUCUUUUCCAUCUUGGUUUCACGAAACACAAGAGCAUAUUCCGUAUCGGCACCGUUAAAAUGGUGAAUAAGAAGCCAACCAAGAAAAAGGUCGCUGGCAAGAAGGUUGCCGCUGCACCUCUAGCUGUCAAAAAGGUUGAGGUUAAGAAAGUGGUCAAUCCACUUUUCGAGAAGCGCGUCAAGAACUACGGAAUCGGUCAGAAUGUGCAGCCCAAGCGUGAUCUGUCCCGUUUCGUACGCUGGCCAAAAUACAUUCGCAUCCAGCGCCAUAAGGCUGUGCUGCAGAAGCGUCUGAAAAUCCCGCCGCCAAUCAACCAGUUCUCGCAGGCUCUGGAUAAGCACACUGCUCAGCAGUUGUUCAAGCUCUUGGAGAAGUACCGCCCGGAGAACCCGAUCGCCAAGAUCCAGCGCCUGAAGGCCAAGGCUGAAGCCAAGGCUGCUGGCAAGGAAGUUCCCCCCAGCAAGAAGACCAAUCAGCUGCGCCAGGGAGUCAACACCGUUGUCAAGCUAGUGGAGCAGAAGAAGGCCCAGUUGGUCGUCAUUUCCCACGAUGUUGAUCCAAUUGAGUUGGUCGUCUACCUGCCAGCCCUGUGCCGCAAGAUGGGCAUCCCGUACUGCAUCAUCAAGAGCAAGUCCCGCCUGGGAACGUUGGUGUACCGCAAGACCUGCACCUGUGUGGCCCUGACCCAGGUUGACAACUCGGACCGCGCCAAUCUGUCCAAGCUGGUCGAAACCAUCAAGACCAACUUCAACGAUCGGUACGAGGAGAUCCGCAAGCACUGGGGCGGUGGUCUGCUGGGACCCAAGAGCAUGGCCCGUAUUGCCAAGCUCGAGAAGGCCAAGGCGCGUGAGCUGACCCAGAAGACGGUGUAAGAGGAGUCUUUCCUAUACCUGCUAGGUGUAUAAUCUUGUGUAAGGAAUUCUUUCGUUGCUGAGAGAAGAGAGCGGAGAGAGAGAAUAAAAAAAAGCUUAAAAGUAA
Molecule: messenger RNA, 1058 nt
Organism: Aedes aegypti (yellow fever mosquito)
Lineage: Eukaryota; Metazoa; Arthropoda; Insecta; Diptera; Culicidae
Gene: RpL7A
Product: 60S ribosomal protein L7a
Exons: 4
Coding region: 140-952 (270 amino acids)
Biological process (GO): ribosome biogenesis
Cellular component (GO): ribonucleoprotein complex
Source: RefSeq, a predicted model, not a curated record